Messenger RNA from Drosophila kikkawai, 396 nucleotides. RefSeq names its product mitochondrial import inner membrane translocase subunit Tim10. The record is from RefSeq and is a predicted model, not a curated record. NCBI's taxonomy places the organism in Eukaryota, Metazoa, Arthropoda, Insecta, Diptera, Drosophilidae. Gene Ontology annotation, biological process: protein insertion into mitochondrial inner membrane. Gene Ontology annotation, cellular component: mitochondrial inner membrane.
AUGGCAAUGCCCCAGAUCAGUAACGCCGACCAGGCCAAGCUGCAGCUGAUGCAGGAGAUGGAGAUCGAGAUGAUGUCCGAUUUAUAUAACCGCAUGACGAACGCUUGCCACAAGAAGUGUAUACCUCCCCGCUACUUCGAAGCGGAGUUAGGCAAGGGCGAGAUGGUCUGCAUCGAUCGAUGCGUCGCCAAGUACCUGGACAUUCACGAGAAGAUCGGCAAAAAGCUCACGGCUAUGUCCAUGCAAGAUGAGGAGCUAAUGAAGAAGAUGUCCAGUUAACCAGGCACCCAAUAGUCAGCCAUCAGUGCAUUUUCAAAGCUUUGAUUGUUAGAGAUACAUGUACAAAUCAUCCAGUUGUAGAGAAUAAACCACGGACGUAUGAGUGCCACAUAACAA